Neoarius graeffei (lesser salmon catfish) is the source of this 1799-nucleotide messenger RNA. It is a transcript of the gene dnajb14, whose product is annotated as DnaJ heat shock protein family (Hsp40) member B14. Gene Ontology annotation, cellular component: endoplasmic reticulum membrane. Bases 26 to 1159 code for a protein of 377 amino acids. Gene Ontology annotation, biological process: cellular response to misfolded protein. The transcript has 8 exons. Gene Ontology annotation, molecular function: Hsp70 protein binding. NCBI's taxonomy places the organism in Eukaryota, Metazoa, Chordata, Actinopteri, Siluriformes, Ariidae. The record is from RefSeq and is a predicted model, not a curated record.
CAACUGUAGAGAGAGGGGGGGAAUCAUGGAAGGCAACAGAGACGAAGCGGAAAAAUGCAUCAAUAUCGCGACGAAGGCCCUCGAAGCAGGAGACAAGGAAAAGGCCAUAAAAUUCCUGAACAAAGCGGAGAAAUUAUUCCCGACUGACAAAGCGAAAGUGUUGUUGGAGGUGUUGUUGAAGAACGGCAGUUCGGCCGGUAAUGGAGGAGCGUACCACAGGAAGUCCGCGAAUGGAACCGGGACGACGGCCACGCCUCCACCGCAGCAGAGCCAGGAAUCAGCAAACAGCGACUUGUCCAAGAGCUUCACCAAGGAGCAGGUGGACGGAGUGCAGAGGAUAAAGCGGUGUAAGGACUACUAUGAGGUUCUGGGUGUCAGUAAGGAUGCUAACGAGGAGGAGCUGAAGAAAGCCUACAGGAAGCUGGCGCUGAAGUUUCACCCGGAUAAAAAUCACGCUCCCGGAGCGACAGAGGCCUUUAAAAAGAUCGGGAACGCGUACGCCGUGCUGAGUAACGCUGAGAAGAGGAGGCAGUACGAUGUGAGCGGAGGGGAGGAGCCCAGCAGCCCGGGACACGGCGGUCACGGAGGAUUCGAGUUCCACCGCGGCUUCGAGGCCGACAUCACGCCUGAGGAUCUGUUCAACAUGUUCUUCGGAGGCGGUUUUCCCGCCUCGAGUACGUUUGCUAAUGGCCGGGAUCGAUACACUCAGCCGACGGAGCAGAUGAGGAGGGAGAGAGAAGAGCGAGGAGACGGAGGAUUCUCCAUGUUUAUCCAGCUGAUGCCCAUCGUGGUGUUGAUCCUGGUGUCUGUUCUCAGUCAGCUGUUGGUUUCUACUCCUCCAUACAGCCUCUACUCCAGACCGUCGACCGGUCAGACGUUAAAGAGACAGACGGAGAACCUGCACGUGGAUUAUUACGUCACCCGAGACUUCAAAUCAGAGUAUAAGGGCUCGGCGCUGCAGAAGAUCGAGAAGAGCGUGGAGGAGGAUUACGUGUCGAACGUGCGCAACAACUGCUGGAAGGAACGACAGACGAAAACAGACCUGCUGUAUGCAGCUAAAGUGUACAGAGACGAGCGUCUGCGCAGGAAGGCCGAGUUCAUGACCAUGGAUAACUGUAAAGAGCUGGACAGACUAAACGAGUUGUUCCGCGGUGGAUGAGCGUCACUCUGCACGGACUCUUAGCACAUAGAUACGACAGAAUAUUUACAAAAUAUGUAUAUGUCACAAAUGUAAAUGUUUUUUAAGGAAAGAAAUCGGGACGUUAGGAGAGAAAACGUAUACUAAAAAAUUAACGUCUGAUGUACUGUGAGAUCUUUUACUUCGAAACCGUUUUCAUCCUCAUCAUGAUUCGUCGCUGCUUACAGCUGAAUCCCUGACACCAUUGUACCUCUGAAGAGUUCUAACACGCUGAAGGAUAUCAGAUCAACUCCCUACCGUUCCUGGUCUCUGCUGCCUCCUGACCUCACGUUAGACUUCCUGAAGCUCAUCAGGGAGGCGUAGCUCCUCUCCCACAAUCCUUCACGUCUAUAGUGAGAUGUAAACUUGAAGAAAACUGCGUUUGCUCCUUCACUAGUCCACACCGAAGCUCCAUGAUCAUGAUCGGUACCGACAGGAAGUGAUUUGAGCAGAGUGGUUCCCCCCCCGAAGUCACGGUUCUGCUGGAUGGACCACAGAGUUAUUUUUAAUCCACGUUGUACAUUUUAUUUCUGAAUGUUUGAAACUAUUUAAGUCUUUCGAGAAUCAAUCUAUUUCUUCAUUGCUCGACUAAUCAUUUGAAUAAAGUUUAAAUUAUUAAUGA